AUGUUUCAGGAAAUGCUUCAAAGAACAUCAGAAGAUUUUUUUCCAAAGAUGGAAAGUUCAGUUGAAGAAAUGGAUACCUCUGAUACCCAGUGGGGCUGGUUUUAUUUGGCUGAGUGUGGUAAAUGGCAUAUGUUUCAGACUGAUUCAAACAAUCAUUGCUCUGUUAGCAGUGAAGAUAUUGAAAGGAGCUUCCGAACAAACCCACAUGGUUCUGUUUCUUUUACUACGGCAAAAUUUAACUACAUGCUAGACUUUUCAGUGAUGAAACAAACCAACCUAACUACCCUUAAGCAACGUCCAAUAAAGCGAGCUCCUUUUUCUAUCAGUGCUUUCAGUUUCAUCUGUGAAAAUGAGGCUAUCCCUAUGCCUUCACACUGGGAGAAUGUAAAUACUGAGGAGCCAUAUCAGCUUAUUCCAUUGCAAAAGAAAACAAAUGAAUAUAAUGAAGUUUCUAGUCUCUUUGGAAAAACAAUGGAUAGCCACCGAAUUAAAAGAAUUAAGAGAAUACAAAAUCUAGACUUGUGGGAGUUUUUUUGCAGGAAGAAAGCUCAACUAAAGAAGAAAAGAGGUGUCCCAACUAUUAAUGAGCAGAUGUUAUUUCAUGGUACCAGUAAUGAAUUUGUAGAAGCAAUAUGUAUUCAUAAUUUUGAUUGGAGAAUAAAUGGGAUGCAUGCUGCUGUAUAUGGAAAAGGGACCUAUUUUGCAAGAGAUGCAUCAUACUCCAGUCGUUUCUGCAAAGAGGACAUGAAGCAUGGAGAUACUUUUCAAAUUCAUGGUGUGAAUCUGCAGCCUCAUCUGCAUCGACCAGAUAAAGUCAUGUUUCUUGCUCGCGUAUUAACUGGUGACUAUAUCAACGGUGAUUCAAAAUAUAUGAGGCCUCCUUCAAAAGAUGGAAGUUUUGUGAACUUGUAUGACAGCUGUGUGGAUAAUACCUGGAACCCAAAGAUCUUUGUUAUCUUUGAUGCCAACCAAAUCUACCCUGAAUACUUAAUAGAAUUUUGUUAAGUGUGAAAGGAGCUGAACUGAAUAUUGUUUGUGUCUUUUUGAUACUUUUGUUCCUUUUGUAAAGACAACAAUAUAAAAACGUGAAGUGUGAAAGGAGAGAGGUGACAGAAAAGCUAGC
This is a messenger RNA of Charadrius vociferus (killdeer), 1123 nucleotides long. It is a transcript of the gene PARP11, whose product is annotated as poly (ADP-ribose) polymerase family, member 11. The transcript has 7 exons. Gene Ontology annotation, molecular function: NAD+ poly-ADP-ribosyltransferase activity. The coding region runs from base 1 to 1005 and encodes 334 amino acids. The record is from RefSeq and is a predicted model, not a curated record. Lineage: Eukaryota; Metazoa; Chordata; Aves; Charadriiformes; Charadriidae.